Sordaria macrospora k-hell is the source of this 1593-nucleotide messenger RNA. RefSeq lists its product as uncharacterized. Lineage: Eukaryota; Fungi; Ascomycota; Sordariomycetes; Sordariales; Sordariaceae. The record is from RefSeq and is a predicted model, not a curated record. Gene Ontology annotation, molecular function: transmembrane transporter activity. Gene Ontology annotation, biological process: transmembrane transport.
AUGGAAUCAACCCACGAGCCCGCCGACCCCGUCGCCAAGGGCAUUCUCCCCACUGCCCGGCAGUCAUGGAAGGACCUCUUCAUCUGGAAGCAGCGCGUCGUCGUGACCAACGUCUACGGCGAGACCGCAACAGAAUGGGCAAAGCCCGUACCCCUCAAGAACCCCAUCAGCCUGAUGGCUCAGCUCUCUGGACGUGACUGGCUCAACUUUAUCGUCGGUUUUGCCGCCUGGAGUGCCGACGCCUUUGACUUCCACGCCUUGUCCAUCCAGCAGGUCAAGCUGGCGGACUACUAUGGCGUUAGCAAAACAUCAGUAUCGACAGCAAUCACCUUGACAUUAUUACUCAGGUCGAUUGGUGCCGCUGCCUUUGGCCUGGCUGGCGAUCGAUGGGGGAGAAAGUGGCCUAUGGUACUGAACAUGAUUGUGUUGGGCAUCUUGCAGAUUGCUACUAUCUACAGCUCGACUUACUCACAGUUCCUUGGUGUGAGAGCUUUGUUUGGAUUGUUCAUGGGUGGCGUGUAUGGUAACGCAAUCGCUAUGGCUCUGGAGAAUAGCCCGGUCGACGCCAGAGGUCUGAUGUCCGGUAUCCUCCAACAAGGUUAUAGCUUUGGAUACGUGUGUGCUGCGUGUGCCAACCUCGGCGUCGGUGGCGGUACCGAUAGUUGGAAGACCGUAUUCUGGAUUGCUGCUGGCUUGUCCAUCGGUGUUGGCAUCAUCCGCUGCUUCUUCCCCGAGUCCAAGCAGUUCCUUGAAGCGCGCAAGAAGGGCAAGGCACAAGCGAACCCAUCCCAGUUUUGGAAGGAGACCAAGGUGAUGCUUCGCCAGGAGUGGAAGAUGUGUGUCUACUGCUGCAUCUUGAUGACGUGGUUUAACUACUACAGCCAUACCAGCCAGGACAGCUACACAACGUUCAUGAGAACGCAAAAAGAAAUGGACAACACCGGCGCCAGCCGCGCCUCUAUCAUCAUGAAAGCCGGCGCUUGUGUUGGCGGUACUAUCAUCGGCUACCUCAGCCAAUACUUCGGGCGAAGACGCACCAUCAUCGCCUCGGCACUCCUCAGCGGUUGCAUCAUCCCCGCGUGGAUCCUUCCCACUUCCGAGCGCGCGCUGUCCGCCACCGGCUUCUUCAUGCAGUUCUUCGUCCAGGGCGCCUGGGGCGUGAUCCCCAUCCACCUGAACGAGCUUGCGCCGCCUGCCUUCCGCUCCUCGUUCCCCGGUAUCACGUACCAGGUUGGCAAUAUGGUGUCGUCCCCGUCCGCGCAGAUCGUCAAUGCCGUGUCGGAGAAGAUCCACAUCAUAAGCCAUACUGGCAAGCUGGUCGAGGCAUAUGGCCCGACUAUGGGCGUCGCUACUGCAAUCAUCGUGAUGGGCAUCGUGGUUACCACGGCGUUUGGGCCUGAGAAGAGAGGUAGAGAGUUUGAGAAGGCACUGCCGGCUGGUAUGAACCUCCAGCAGCAGCAGCAACAGAAAAAGCAGGUGGAUGAUUUGGAGGCGGGUGAUAUGGAGAAGAUGCCGAGUGGGCUUGAUGAUGAUGAGAAGAGGGAGGCAAGAGGCCAGCACUUGGAAAACGUUGCUGUCCCUGCUAAACAAUAA